This is a messenger RNA of Dama dama (fallow deer), 599 nucleotides long. RefSeq names its product cytochrome c 2. Gene Ontology annotation, cellular component: mitochondrial intermembrane space. Gene Ontology annotation, molecular function: heme binding; electron transfer activity. The coding region runs from base 282 to 599 and encodes 105 amino acids. NCBI's taxonomy places the organism in Eukaryota, Metazoa, Chordata, Mammalia, Artiodactyla, Cervidae. The transcript has 3 exons. The record is from RefSeq and is a predicted model, not a curated record. Gene Ontology annotation, biological process: mitochondrial electron transport, ubiquinol to cytochrome c; mitochondrial electron transport, cytochrome c to oxygen.
CACUCAGUGACAGUUCUGCAGUGCCGGUUUUUUCGCUCCUGCGAGAGUUGGGUUCCUGCGGGAUUUGAGGACCAAUCAGCAGCGCCGACGGAGCCCCGCCUUCCAUUGGCCGGCGUCGUCCCGGAAGCACAUGCUGGGCUGGGCGAGCAGUACAGUCUUCGAGGCGCUGCUGCGGUAUCGCUAGCGUGGAUAUCGGGACAGACUGUGGCUCAGCCGCUGCAGGUAGACGCUAAAGGUUUUGCAGGGAAGCGGAGGGCGGAGCCGCUGGCCCCGAGAACAAAAUGGCAGAUGCUGAAGCAGGCAAGAAGAUCUUUAUUCAAAAAUGUGCUCAGUGCCACACAGUGGAAAAAGGUGGAAAACACAAGACUGGUCCAAAUCUCUGGGGCCUUUUUGGCAGAAAAACAGGACAAGCGCCAGGAUUUUCUUAUACCGAGGCAAACAAAAGCAAAGGCAUUAUCUGGGGAGAGCAGACUCUGAUGGAAUAUUUGGAGAACCCAAAGAAAUAUAUCCCUGGAACUAAAAUGAUCUUUGCUGGUCUUAAAAAGAAGAGUGAGAGAGAAGAUCUUAUUGAGUAUUUGAAACGGGCAACAUCUUCAUGA